Messenger RNA from Aplysia californica (California sea hare), 669 nucleotides. RefSeq lists its product as uncharacterized. Lineage: Eukaryota; Metazoa; Mollusca; Gastropoda; Aplysiida; Aplysiidae. The record is from RefSeq and is a predicted model, not a curated record.
CCAACAGAGACGAGCAGAUCGACGUGGUCACAGAAUCCGGUGACGUCACCAGAUCUUCCUCAGACCGGCGGGGAGAUAACUCCUCUUCCAAACACCACGAACCGGAAGUCAGUCAUUGUCGUCUCUCACCGGAACUACCCAGAGGCCCCGCUUACAUCGCUAGUGACCACGCCCACGUAGAUCUGGACUCGGGCAAACCCAAAAUCUGGUCGGUGACAGACUUUCUGAGCUCCGCCCACCACCCGGCGAAAGACGGGCCGCCAGGGGCGUUUUCUAAACUGGACACUCUGAAAUCAGUCUCAGACUUAAGCCCGACAGGACUGACGGCAUCAGAUGCUUCUCGGGCUAACGCUCUCCUCGGCAGGUCAGUCGGCUCGUCUGCUACUUCCAACGGACUGAGUCCACUGUCCAGCCCCGCCCACCACCUAUCGGCCUACCAGUCGACGUUAGGAUAUGGUGUAGGGGCGUAUCCUUACGCGCUGUCUUCUUACGGGGGUGCCAAGCUGCUCCGCCCCUCCAUGUCAGCCGCAGCAGCCGUGUCUCGCUUCAGUCCUUUCCCUUCCGUCAGACCUAUGGGAAUGGAUUCACCGUACAUCCCAAGACGUGACAUUGGCUUAACCAGAGAAGGCGAAUAGGCGAUAGACUAUGAUAAUAUACAUUUUUAGAAAA